This is a messenger RNA of Fraxinus pennsylvanica, 771 nucleotides long. The record is from the annotation of a GenBank genome assembly. NCBI's taxonomy places the organism in Eukaryota, Viridiplantae, Streptophyta, Magnoliopsida, Lamiales, Oleaceae.
AUGAGUUCUUGGAAAUGGCUUCCUAAUUUCAUUUUCCAAAUCUGUCUCAUAAACCAUGUUGCUAUUGUCAAAUCCCAGUUCCCAACUCCAAUUUUUAUUCAUUUUAAAUGUCAAAAUAAUGGUAGUUACACGAGUAAUGGAACAUACAAGAAAAAUCUUGAUGCCCUCCUUUCCUCUGUCUCGCCAAAUAUUGACGCCAAUGGAUUCUACAAGGCCUUCAAGGGAGAAAAUUCUGAUAGAGUCAACUUGAUUGCACUAUGUAGAGCAGAUCUUCAGCCUUACCAAUGUCGUGAUUAUGUCAAAAAUGCUACGGCUGAAAUCUUAAAGAAGUGCCCUUAUAAAAAACAAGCAAUUAUAUGGCACGAAUUUUGCAUGGUACAAUACUCCGAUGUGGCUAUCUUUGGAAAAGUUGCGUACUCUCCAUUCGACUGGGGUUAUAGCAAGGAAAAUGUUCCCGAUGAACACAAGUUUUACCACGAGUUGUACAUAUUAUUGGAUAGUCUUCAUAAUCAGGCCGCUUAUAAUAGAUCACCCAAGAAAUUUGCUGCUGCCAGUCGAGCUAACCCGGAUUAUCGGACAAUUUAUGCUUUUCUGCAGUGCACACCUGAUAUUACCCCACAGGAUUGUGGCGAUUGCUUAUCACGGUCUGCCUUAGAGAUUCAACACUGUUGUCGUGCGGCAAGAGGAGUUAGGAUCCUUAGGCCUAGUUGCUAUCUUCGUUUUGAAACCGAUCCUUUCUACAAUGAAACCAUGGUCGAAACAGUACUCUAG